UUACAUGUAUAGAACGAUCUAUUUCAAGUGGCAUGGAGUACUAUGAUUAAAUGUAUUAGACCAAGUGAGCCGGUUAUUUUUUAUUUCUACUCAUUUUGAUUCUACAUAGACAGACGACUGUCGCUGAUCACACCAGUUUGUACUCAGUAUGCUUACCUGGGGCUUUGAGUGGGUUUGAUGUCCACAACAAAUAGAUUGGAAUGCACCUGUAAAUUAACCAAAAUACCUCUCGCACAAUGACGACAAAGAAUCCGUCACCCGUGUCGCGACAGUCGACAGCGAUGUCGAAACAGUCGUUCGACACCCGGAAGUCGAUUGUGUCAGUUAGUGGUAUCAAUAUGGAGACCGGAUCUAUUGCGACACUUCCGGCGUCCGUCGAGAGUCCUGAGCCACUGAUAGAGGAAUACAACCCUGUGUUAAAUGGAGUUAAGAAAAAGCUUUUGACUGCUGCGAGGAAGUGUGACACCAACACGUUUGUUUCCCUGCUGCAGGAAUGGCAAAAUCUGAGUCUGAACUUUGCUGACGAUUCUGGAAAAACACUUCUACAUCUUUGCACGAAUGUUGGUAACAAAAAUGAUGUGAUUUUGUUACUUAAAAGAAAUUGUCCAGUCAACCGAAUAGAUAACAUGGGACAUUCUGCCCUCCACUACGCUGCAAAGAAGGAUUACGCAGACAUAGCCGAGCUCCUGGUUGUUAAUGGUGCACACUUUGAUUUACCGGAGGAGAAAACUGGUCAGACGGCGUUACAUUUUGCUGUUGCCAAAAACUACCUUGCUACUGUUGAACUUCUUGUGUUUAGUGGAGCAAGUAUCCAAAUCAAGGACAAAAACAAUAAAACCCCGAUAGCACUAUGUCGGUCCAAAGAAAUGCAUGCAUUGUUAUCUACAGCAGUACAGUCAUCUGGCGGUUACAGACCAGGGGAGAUGACGAUGCAGACAGUAGAAGUACAGGGAGGAGGAAUAACAGAAUGUUGGAAGCUGGGCCUCACUAUCGACUAUAGCACGGGACCAGCAGACGACAAGUUCUCACUGAUGUGUCGACGUCAGACCACAGACGAAAGUGAUUUAGGCUUUGAAUUUGCGAACAACGAAGAUAUAUGCAGUGAUGCGUUCCAGUACAGACUAGGACGAACAGGGAAACCCACUCCAGUUAGACUGACAAUACCUAUAUACUCAAGCCCCCAAGCCAAGGAGGAAAUAGUACUCAGGACAGAUAAAGGGCAUGUGUUCUCUAUUGCGUCACUCAACAAAGUCGAAACUGAUACUCCCUAUUGUGUGGUGGUAGUAGACCUGUCACAGUUCAGAUCGUUUGUCCUGAUGUGUAGACCAAAGACCGACCUAUUUAAGGUACCAAUUGAAGGAGGAACCUUCAUCUCAAAAGUCAACCCGAAAAUAGAGGUUACUGUACAACCGAACACCUACACUAAGGAUGUGAAAUUAGUUCUGCAGACUAUAUCAAUACCCGCUUCCAGUGUGCUGGGAACGGAGGGCGUAAGUGACAUUGUAUCAAUGACGCCAUUCAGUUGCCUACAAGAAGAGGGUCGUGAAAUUCCGAAGGUUCCAAUUCAGCUUCGUCUUCCUCCAUCGGACAGUGGAAAAGACCUCAAACUAUUCUCCGCUGACGUCACUGACAUUGCUUCCAUCACUGACAGUGGCUGGAGUGUCCGAGAUGACCCAAUACAUACUACACCAGACAGUAUAGGGCUAGAUAUCAGCGACAGUGCCAUGAAAGUAGUUGUGGAGGCUAAAUCGGGAACAGAAAUGAUGAAAAUAAAACCUCAAAUCGGUCUCGUGUUUCAAAAAACUACACGUAGUGAAUAUUCUAUUGUGUUCAUAGUUUUAACAAAGCAUGAUCCGAAAAACAACACUUUCAAAACAGUGGUUGAGUGCAAUACCGAACAAUCUAGUGAACAAGCAAAGAAAAAGUGGAUGAAUGAUGGAUUUAUUGACCAAAGACCAGGUGAAGUACUAUGUUUUAAAGGUCCUACAAGACAAAGAUACAAAGUUAUUGCGUCAAAAAAUCUCAGACCUCAAGGAGUCGAGGAUGGUUUUAUGAUUUUUCAGUUUCAUCCGAAACGUAGCAAUUUCGCAGUGUUUACAGCAAGCGUAAAGAACAAUAUACAAAAGGAGACAGGAAAUGUUCGAAUAUUCGACUACAACAUUGUGAAGAAGACACCAGCACAGUUGGAAGCUGAGGGUCCAGGAAAACCUUUGGAAAAUCUUCUCACGAAUGUUCACAUUGCUUUUGCUAAAUCGGAAAAGGAUACAGCACCAUCGGCAGUACCAUUGAUACAAGUACAGGAACCUACAGACAUUGAGAAAAAGAACGCUAAAUCUCCAGUCGUGUUGAAAUCAACACAACCCCCAAGGACACAACCACCGGCCAAAACACCAGUGGCAGCAUCGAUACCAGUCAAAUACCAGGGCGCAAAAGGAAGUGAAAAGAUUUUCACCAACGACGAGUUUCUGUAUACGGUUGUUAAGGAACUAGACGACGAGUGGUACAAGAUAGUAGUAAUGAUGGGCUGGAAUUUCCCGGAUGUAGAGAAGGAGCUGCUCGAACCUAAUGGUACCCAACAAGACAAAAUCAUGCAUUUCCUCAAGCAAUGGCAGGAAAAUAGCCGGACACAUGAUGACCUCGGACUUCCCAACCUACUGACCGCCCUAGCCAAAGGAGGUCGUCGGGAUCUUUGUACAGUCGUGUCUUUGUUAAUGAAAGAAUGGUUCGACCAGCAGAGUAAUCAGAAAUCCAACUUUUGGAAAUGGGUUCAAAAGGCGUUCAAAGACUCCGACCUUAUCAAUCCUGGAGACUACCCAAAGCCAAUGUCAGACCAGUUCUUGCUACUUCUUGCCCAAGCAUUAAAACCAAACCUGGACAUUGCUAAACAUCUCGAUAUCCAGAAAGCAGACAUAGAGCGCCUCAAGAAAGGAAACGGCUCAGAUGAAUUCAAAAUGUUGAAGAUUUUACUGGAAGGUCGGGACGGAGCUCAGAGUCACAUUGUAGCUUUGAGGAAAUUACUCGAUGCCAUGAUAACACUUGAAAUGAAUAUGGGGGUCAGGUGGACUAUGGUAGCAUCCCGACAAUGGUUUGAUAUGAAAACAGAGAUGAACACACAAUUCAAAGCUGAACUACAGGACAUUUUGGAGUCGUAUGGAUCCAAGUCCUCUAAUACCAUGUAUUAAGGGAAUUAUGACUGAAGAUAUCACCAGUUUUGUAUGAUUUGAUGGAACGAAAGUGACUCAGUGAUCUAAAGGAAAUUGCAUGAAAUUACAGUUUGUUUUAAUUUCAAGCAGUUGGUUUAAACAUAUGUGUAUUGCCUUGAAAAUGACAAAAAGGGAUUAAGCCCUCUCCAAACUUAACUACAUUUCCAUACAUCAUCAGUGAUCAUGAUCUUAACAUGUACAUUUUUUCUAUAUCUUAUUGAAUUGGCAAAAUAUAAUAUUGACAGUUGUUUCUCUGUGCCCUAGCAUGCACAAGAUAAUUAACCACGGUUUUCGCACAGACAAAAUAAAAUUUCCAAUCUUCAAACGUGAUGUAAUUAUCUUAAUUAAGACUACUAGAAACUGUCUGUAUCCUUAAUGUUCAUUAAGUUUUACUACUUUCUUUCAAAAGUGAGAUCUCGAUUUCUUCAGAGAAGAGUGUUUAUGCCAGUAAGGAGAAUUUCUGGUGAAUUUAAGUUCUCAAGAUUUUUUCCAACGUUAUUUCUUACCAUUGAAUAAAACAAAGUACAAAUCUCUUUCCUUUUUUAACAGAAUCAUCUUGCUAAGCGAUUCGUCAAAUUCUAUUACAAAAUUAGCUAUUAUCAAGACACUAACAGUGAUGGUAAACUAUCGAUCUUUUUUCUGGAUAUUCAAGGAAAGUGAACGAAAUCACGGUUUGGUUUAUUUAUAAUCAGUUAAAACGUAUCCGCAAUAUUGAGCCAUGGCAUUUCACUGUCAAUAACCCAUCCUGAAGAGGCCAUGGUUAAUUUGUCCACAAUCUAGCUGGAACAAUCCUGUUUGUAGGCAAGUCGCCCAAAGCAGUGUCCGUUUUACGCGAGAUAAAAACGGCAGUGUAACAUUUUACGACAGUCAAGUUACAGAGUAAGAAUGAGAAUGUUUUCGUUUAUGAGAAACAGUGUGGAGUAUUAUAAUCAAGUCUAUAUAUGUUAACAUGUCAGUGAGUUUUAUGUUUGUACCACGUUCCCGUGAUCAGUAAUAUUUCGGGGUUUAGUAUUAUUAUCUAUCCGGCCGCGUGAUAGUAAAAGCAGGUGAUCUAAAAUCAAAUACAUUGUAGAUUACUCAGCGCCUUCUUGUCCGUAGUUUGAUUGCUAGCCGCGAUCAAACUUUGUAUAAUGCGUGGAUGCUAUAGUCACAAUUGUAAUCACUCUGUUGUGGAUGCCAUAGUCACAAUUGUAAUCACUCUGUUGGAUUUCACUUUUAGAAAUAUAAAACCAUAAAAAUACAUUUUGUUUUAUCAUUUACAGUGUAUCACUCUUAUUUUACUUGUUUUAAGUUGUUCGAAAGAAUCCGAAUUAUGAUUAAAUGAAAAUAUUGUUUGAACA
Messenger RNA from Pecten maximus, 4543 nucleotides. RefSeq lists its product as uncharacterized. Gene Ontology annotation, biological process: signal transduction. The transcript has 17 exons. NCBI's taxonomy places the organism in Eukaryota, Metazoa, Mollusca, Bivalvia, Pectinida, Pectinidae. The record is from RefSeq and is a predicted model, not a curated record. Gene Ontology annotation, molecular function: protein binding. Bases 237 to 3182 code for a protein of 981 amino acids.